AAUCACAAUGUUAGUAUGGUUGUUAGUUUGGUUAGUUUACACAAGCAGUUUACAAAAUAAUAUUUUAUAAUGGAGGCUUCUUAUUGUUUGUGUGGUCAGCCUUACGAUCCUAAUAUAUUUAUGAUACAAUGUGAUGCAUGCAAAGACUGGUUUCACAGCAGUUGUUGUAAUUUUCAAGAACAUUUAGCCAUAGAAAUUGAUAAAUAUCACUGUCCAAAAUGUGCUCCAAUAUUUGGUCCAUCAAUAUAUAAACCGUAUCGUAAUUGGCACAGACAUGACUAUUGGGACGAAGAGGCGACAACAAAGCCUGUUCAAACAGGAACUGGAGUUUUUAUUAGAGAGUUAUUGGCGAGACAUUUUGCAAGUGAAGGAGAGGUUGUUAUACAUAUGAGAGGUCAGCAGAUUACGGAAACGCUGUUUCAACAACAAGGAUUCAACAACCCUAUUGUGGUUGAUGGAAAAGACGGAUUAGACAUGACCCUUCCCCCUGAUAAUUUCAGUCUCUAUGAUGUGGAAUCAUAUGUGGGUGGGGACGUAGAAAUUGAUGUAAUAGACGUCACUAGACAAUGUAAUAUAAAAAUGAAAUUACGAGAUUUCGUAGAAUACUAUAACAGUUUAAACAGAACAAGGGUUUUUAACGUGGUCAGUUUGGAAUUCUCAAAGACAGCUUUAGCACCUCUUGUGGAAGCCCCCUUAAUAGCCCGCAAGUUAGACUGGGCUAACAUCGUCUGGCCUCGCGAUUUUCCUUUAGAAAGGCCACAAGUCCAAAAAUAUUGUCUGAUGAGUGUUAAAGAUUCCUACACCGACUUUCAUAUUGACUUUGGGGGCACUAGUGUGUGGUACCAUGUUUUAAGGGGCGAAAAAAUUUUCUAUCUCAUAAGACCAACCCCCGCAAAUUUAACUCUUUACCAGCAAUGGAUGACGUCAAGCAAUCAGAGUGAAACAUUUUUUGGCGAUCAGGUUGAUCGGUGUUAUAAAUGUAUUUUGAGACAAGGACAAACCAUGAUGAUACCAACAGGAUGGAUUCAUGCCGUUUUGACACCGAUUGAUUCGUUGGUUUUUGGGGGAAAUUUCCUCCAAAGUUUCAACAUACCAAUGCAACUAGCGGUGUAUGACAUCGAAAAGAAGGUGAAAACCGACGCCAAGUACAGGUAUCCAAAUUUCGAACUAAUCAAUUGGUUCGCUGCCACGCAUUUAUUAAAAAAAAUGUCUGAACUCAACAGUGAAGACAGAAAAUGUCCAAACAAUUUACUUGUCGGACUUAAAACUUUAUUAAUAACUUUGAAACAAUGGAAUUCGGAGAAAGAUUACAAUACAAGUGUCAGGGAUCAAAUCCCAUACACGGUAAAUCCAGUUCAGUUAUUGAAAGACAUGUCGCGCGAAAUAAGACAUGCGGAACGAAUUAUUAAUCAGCUAAAUCCACCAAAACCGGAACGUGAGUCAAAACGGAAAAGGAGAAGACCUAUAAAUCGGGAUUUCGUUGAUUAUUCUCUUUCACCUAAAUCCUCUGCUCAAGAUUUUAUAUCAGAAACAAAAGUUGUUGAAUAUGCUCGCCCACCUUUGAAAAUAUCUCUUCCCAAACCAGUGACUUACCCAUAUGAUAGACCAAAUUUCAUGGAACAACGAAUUAAUGUAGAUGACCAAAGUUGGUUAUCGCCCCAGUUUUCGCGUCCUGAACAAACAACAGCCAUACACAGAGGCGGUGCUGUCUUAAAAUUCAAAUUAGGAUCUAAGGAUAUUCUGCCACACAGCCACCCUGACAUUCCAGAAGAACAGUUUGAUUUCAAAUCUGUAUAUGAUUUCCAUGAUGAAAGUGAUAGAGAUGAAGACUGCUUUAAUUUUACAAUCGACGAGAAUCCGCCUCCGAAAAAAAGCAAAAAGCAAAAUUCGGCGAAAUUCAAAUUUCCAGCGAAUUACGACGAGAAAACGAAAAAAGGGAAGGAACCGAUGAUAGAUAUCGACGGUGAUUUACCAAAAAACGGCAUAGAAUCAUUAUUGAAAGCUUCAGCUUUGACCACAACUGACAACAAUGGGCGAGCUUCACCUUCUACACAAGAGGCUAUAGCUGGGAUGCUCUCCAUUAGCCAAACCUACCUGCAAUCGGGUAAAGUCAACGCUAGAUCUGUACGAAAAUACAGCAGUAGUCCGCCUUUAGAAGACGGAAAUCUUAAUAACGUCCACCAGGACGAAGAUUACGUUUAUCCGUCUUUGGAUAAUUCAGACGACGAGGAUAUACACAUAUUCAAACCUCGCGGGCGUUCAAAAAUCGACGAGGCUUGGAAUCCGAAGGCUAGAGUAGGUCCCUUAUUACCGAAAAUGAACAGACCGGCAAGAGAAGGUACGAAAAAACAGUCGGUUGAGAAGGUUUUAGAGGCCGCUGCUGCGAGAAGAGCGAAUGAAACGCCAGAAAAAGCACCGAAAAGGCAGUACAGACGAAAAAAAAUUAAACAAAAAUUGGAGAUUAAAAGUCCAGCUUCUAAUACGAUUUCAGUGGGAAGUAGCUCUUCAACCUCAACUCCUAAGCCUAGGAAAGGUAUGAAAACAGUUAAACAACGACUAGGGAAAAUCUUGAAAAUUCAUAAAAUGAUGCAUUGAUAAUAAUUUAUCUGUAUUAAUUAACACUAGUUUUGAUUGCGUUAUUAAAUUCUCAGAUGUGUUCACGAUAAAAGGAACAAGCACCACAAGUAAUCUUUAUUUAUUGUUAUUGUUGUUUCUCUUAUUAGAUAAAUUUAUACUUUCAUAGUCAAUUUUUUUUUAACGGCAAAUAUUUUUCCCGCUUGAUCCAUUCAUCGUGAAUGUUAGUUAAUUUUUAGUUUUGAUUAUAAUACUCAGUGCCAUGAUGAAGUGGCACAUGCUGUUUGUCAGUAUUUUUUCUUACGGUAAAAGUAACAUUAAUUAGGUAUAUGGUAUUUGUAAUUGGUUAGUUUUGUUGGUAUUGCAAGUUUUCUAUUUUGUAUAUAUUGAGUCUCGAUUAAUUUAAUUAUGAAUGAAUCAUUUUUUGUAUAAUUAUAAAGUAUUGAAAGAUAAUCAGGGAAUUUUAAUUUGUAAUUAUUCAUGAUGUAAAUAUUGUUAAUUUCUGUGAUCGUGCAAAAAUAAAUUUUGCAUUUUAACAUAGUUUUAAAUCGUAAUAAAAGUUUUUAUUUACUUACGUCUCGUGGUAAGUAAAUGAUUACAAAUUCAUUGAUAAAUUAAUUAAAAAAUGAAUUGUUAUUAAGAUAAUACACACAUUUCCACAAAGUUUGUUUUUAUUACCUAUUCUUGCACUUAAAAAAAAUAUAUGUAAUUU
Molecule: messenger RNA, 3286 nt
Organism: Tribolium madens (black flour beetle)
Lineage: Eukaryota; Metazoa; Arthropoda; Insecta; Coleoptera; Tenebrionidae
Product: lysine-specific demethylase 7B-like
Exons: 12
Coding region: 70-2595 (841 amino acids)
Biological process (GO): regulation of transcription by RNA polymerase II; protein demethylation
Molecular function (GO): transcription coregulator activity; histone demethylase activity
Source: RefSeq, a predicted model, not a curated record